Prorocentrum cordatum is the source of this 2357-nucleotide messenger RNA. The record is from the annotation of a GenBank genome assembly. NCBI's taxonomy places the organism in Eukaryota, Dinophyceae, Prorocentrales, Prorocentraceae.
CACAUUUUGAAAAGGAGCUGCCCUCCAUCUUUACAGCUCUUUCCGUAGCCAUUCUGGCUCAAGCCUUUUUUGCUCAAGCUUGACUCUCCUCGAGGUCGUAAGCGCGCCCUCGCUUGCUGGUGCUGCGACACGUGUCGACCAUAUGAUGCUGCUCGGUGGCGUGCUGGAACUAUUCUUCGGGCCCGCGAAGACUAAACAGCUGGACAUAUUGGUGGACAACACGGACACCGCGAUCGGUCAGACGGCAGAGGAGGAGGCCGCGCCAGAGGCAAACGCGGUCGAACCGCUCACUGCCAGCAUGUUGCGGGAAUGCAUGGACGCGUCAGCUGCUGGCAUCCUGCCUUGGGAUGGCCGUCGGUUUAGGAGAGUGAAGCAGCUGCAGGAUGCCAAGCGAAACCACGGCUGUGUGGAGCUCAUGCGCGAGAGUGGGACCUUCGUGGCCGUGAAAAGGAUGCCGACAUGGUGGAUCUGCGACUCGCCAGACGAGUUCGACUCGCGGCACCCGGACGCCGUGGAGAGGCCGUGGAUGGACGUGGGCCUCGCCAGGCGCCUCAACGAGAUCAGCUACCCGUACUCUGUCAAGCUGCUGGGCGUGUUCGCGGACGCGAAGACGAAGAGCACCUACGUAGUCAGCUCGCUGGCGUCCGAGGGCGACCUCUUCGCCUGGUGCGACCGCGAGCCGAAGCCUGGCCUAAGGAGGGAGGCAGCGAUGCACCCUCUCGCGAGUCAGAUUUUCAAGGGGGUGAGAUGGCUGCAUGACCUUGGAAUCGCUCACCGGGAUCUGUCUCUGGAGAAUAUAUUGCUCCACAAUGAGAACGGUGCAUUGAGGAUCAAGAUCAUAGACUUCGGAAUGGCCACGCUGGACCGGGUGGCGUCGGCGUCGUCCGGCGUGGGGAAGCAGUCGUACCAAGCCCCAGAGGUCCAUUCGUCGCAGCCCUACGACAACAUCAUGACAGACCCAUUCUCGCUUGGUGUGGUGCUGUUCGCCAUGGCCGCGCAGGACUACCCUUGGAAAUCUACCAAGCGGAAUACUUGCGAGCUCUUCGAGUACGCUUGCAUGUUCGGUUUCACGAAGUUUCUCGGCAAGCGUCGGCUGCGCAAGGGCGCCGGCGAGAGUCUGGCCGAGGUCUUCUCUCCGAAUUUCACGGCUUUGCUGGCGAGCCUCCUUGCCACAGACGUAGAGAAGCGGCUCACUCUCGGCGAGAAGUGCUUUGACAUUCCCGAGAACGGCAGUUAUCGGAAGAACAGCGUAUGGGAUUGCAAGUGGAUGCAGCAGCCUCUGGUCACAACGACAGAGGUUGGAGCAGUGGCCUCAUGUACCGGAUGCAUCUGACCGGCUUCUCGUCCACCACCCUUGUUGGUGGGUACUGAUCGUAAGGAUCCGCACAGGGACUCGUGUUUCUCACAUUGCGCCAGCAUCUUGACAUAAAUCUUGCAUGCAGCAUUAUUUCAUGAUCUCCCUUCUCCGCUCGCGAACUUUCAGCUCCUCCUUGUCUUGCCGAUCGCCUGGUACAGCCAGCAUUGCAUUUUGUAUGUCUACUAUUGAUUCGUUCUCCUACUCCUCCUGUGGCUCUGGUCAGCCUUUCAUGCGCGCUCGCAGUCUACUCUGGCCGUGUACGCAGCAGCACCGAGGGCCCGGUGCUCAUAAGCGGCGGCCGGUGUCAGGAGGGUUCAAUAGGUUGCUCGGAACUUUGGCUGAGGCACUUUUUCGAAGCUCCGAGGGGCACUUCUACCCUGGUGGCGGGAGGUUCGCCCAGAGCGACUGGCGUUGUGUAUAUAUAUAUAUAUAUAUAUGUAUUUACGGAGGCUUUCCCACAUCGGGCCAACAGAGCUGCCAUCCCUCGCGAAUGCGAGGGGGGGCUCUGGAGCCUCUUCUUUCGGGUGCCCGCCACAGGCCGCGCCCGCAGUUUCUUUUCCUCCUGUCUCCCCCGCACACCUUCUUGAGCCGACAGUCGGCUCCACGGACUGCGACAGUCCGCAGUCGGGGCCCGCGGGCUCGCAGGAGAACUUGUUUAUAUCCCCUCCUCCUCCUCCUUUUCCUCCUCCUCCUCCUCCUCGUCGUCCUCCCCGCAUGCAUGAGCCGUCUUCCAUUUUUAGAGCAUUCCCUGGCCUUUCUCGCGUGCUUCUGUGCGCGUGAAUGCGUGUUCGCUUCCGAUGUGCUCAUAUGCGAUGAAAGAACCACCGUCAACAUAUUCAUCUGACUUUAGUCUCAGGCACUCUAUCGGACCAUUGGUGCUGGUCUGCUCCUUCCCCGGAAGCGGCAUUGUCCUGCUGCUGUCUUCACCAGUGAGCCUGUUGUUCAUCAAGGACGCUCAGCGCUAAGGACGUCGGAUGAUUUCAGCAGCGCUCGAGACAAA